GCAUGCCAGUUUUAAAUGUCAGGCACUCCCUUGGCCACCCCUUUAGGAACAGAGUUCUUUGCUUGUUUUACAGGGGCCCAGAUUGUUGGCAUUAACUGUCACUUUGACCCGGAGACCUGCGUGAAGACUGUGAAGCUGAUGAAGGAGGGAGUGGAGAAGGCCGGUCUGAAGGCCCACUACAUGUCCCAGCCGCUGGGCUUCCACACCCCCGACUGCAACCGGCAGGGAUUCAUCGAUCUUCCCGAGUUCCCGUUCGCUCUGGAGCCCAGGAUCCUGACCAGGUGGGACAUGCAGAAAUAUGCCCGGGAAGCAUACAACGCCGGCAUUCGCUUCAUCGGCGGCUGCUGCGGAUUCGAGCCUUACCACGUCCGUGCUCUGGCUGAGGAGCUGUCGCCUGAGCGGGGUUUCCUGCCCGCUGGCUCCGAGAAGCACGACAGCUGGGGGAACGGCUUGACGCUGCACACGAAGCCCUGGGUCAGAGCUAGGGCCCGUCGGGACUUCUGGGAGACACUAAAGCCCGCCUCCGGGCGUCCAUUCUGUCCAUCCAUGUCCAAGCCCGAUGAAUGGGGCAUUACCAAAGGACACGCUGACCUGAUGCAACAAAAAGAGCCCACCAGCAAGGAGCAGCUCAACGCUCUUUUUGAGAAGGCCACCCACAAUGCCUGAUCCAACCCCUCCCACAGACGCCCUGCUACCCGAAAGAGAAGGCCUCUGAUUAACAGCAGAAGAACAUUCCCACCAAGUUUAUAAACCCUAGAAGAUUAGACCGUGCCUUUUUAGGACUAUUCUCAGUUUGUGUGAGAAAAUAAAAGAUAAAAAUAAAUGACUACCGUUUCACAAUAUCUCGUAGGACUGCUGUAGAUGUUUGAGUCAGAUCACAAACCAUGUCAGAUUACUGUACCGCGAGCAUCAAGCUACUGCCAUAACACUCCAAAUGUACCUGAUGUUGUGUGAAACUAGAAAUAAAUGAAUAAAAGCUACCAAAGAACCAAA
This is a messenger RNA of Fundulus heteroclitus (mummichog), 993 nucleotides long. Its product is annotated as betaine--homocysteine S-methyltransferase 1-like. The transcript is spliced from 3 exons. Gene Ontology annotation, molecular function: betaine-homocysteine S-methyltransferase activity. Lineage: Eukaryota; Metazoa; Chordata; Actinopteri; Cyprinodontiformes; Fundulidae. Bases 16 to 666 code for a protein of 216 amino acids. The record is from RefSeq and is a predicted model, not a curated record.